AUAAUGAUUGGUCAUUCAGAUGGGUUGACAAAAAAUCAAGUCAAAUAUUAUUUAAUUUUGCAAAUCCAGGAUUGAGAUUACCAAGCUGUAAAAUAUUAGCUGGCUUUGAUGGGUGGAAAAACAUUAAUAAGCAGGAAAUUUUAGCAUCACAAAAUCAAGCAGCAAGAGAUUUUAAAGAAUCAUCUAGUUUAGUUGUUUCAUCUGAAAAGGCAAUUCAAAUCAUUUUUUCCUUAAACAGAUCAGUUUACUUUAUGGCAGAGUUACAUGAUGAACAAAAGUUUAAACAUAACAAAUAUUUUGCACUUCUUCUUCCAUGUGCUAUUUGCUGGAAUUCUCAUUACCACUGCUACUCCAGUUUGUUGAGAGUUAAGUUUGCUUUAAAGUUGCUUGUUUCAAAAUAUGCUCCUAGUGAAUUUGAAGCAGAUGAUAAUUAUACAGGGAAUGAUGAGAAUGAUAGAGAAUUGCCACUUGAAACCUGUAGAAUAAUUGCUAAUAAAGAUUGGUGGAGGGAUAUUAAAAAAUUAGAAAAGCUUUUGUGGUACACUCAACAAAUUACAAACAGACAGAUAAUGCUGGUCUUCAUGAUGUACUACAUUGUUUGCCUAUUUUUACAAGACGUGGAAAGAAUAUCCUGA
Messenger RNA from Entrophospora candida, 635 nucleotides. The record is from the annotation of a GenBank genome assembly. NCBI's taxonomy places the organism in Eukaryota, Fungi, Glomeromycota, Glomeromycetes, Entrophosporales, Entrophosporaceae.